This is a messenger RNA of Oncorhynchus keta (chum salmon), 2568 nucleotides long. Its product is annotated as calcium-activated potassium channel subunit beta-2-like. Bases 35 to 826 code for a protein of 263 amino acids. Gene Ontology annotation, biological process: potassium ion transport; detection of calcium ion. Gene Ontology annotation, molecular function: potassium channel regulator activity; calcium-activated potassium channel activity. Gene Ontology annotation, cellular component: membrane; voltage-gated potassium channel complex. Lineage: Eukaryota; Metazoa; Chordata; Actinopteri; Salmoniformes; Salmonidae. The transcript has 5 exons. The record is from RefSeq and is a predicted model, not a curated record.
GGCUUUCACACGUAGUGAAUUUGACAGCAAAGUCAUGCAGCACAGGUCAUUCCAUCAGUCUUUCCGCACCACUUCUUCUGUGAGAAGAGGAGGUCGUGAGACAUCUGGAAAGAGGCUCUUUGUGACAGGUACCAAAAGUACAGGAUGGGCAGCAUCAGGAGGAGGAGCGACGAGGUCCAUCUACCAGAAAUUCCGAGAUGUUGACCUGCUGGACAAGAAGAAGACGAUGACAGCUAUGAAGGCUGGGGAGGACCGGGCUAUUCUCCUAGGCCUGGGCAUGGUCAUUGCGUCGGCCAUGAUGUACUUUGUCCUGGGCAUCACUGUACUGCGCUCCUAUGCAGACAGUGUGUGGACAGAGGGGAGUGUCUGUAUCGUGCUCAACUCCACCAUCACGGCAGACAUGAACUGCUCUUAUAGCUGUGGCUCGGACUGCUGGAGAGGCUCCAAGUAUCCCUGUCUGCAGGUCUACGUCAGUGUCAACACCACGGGCAGGGUCAGCCGCUUAUCCCACAAUGAGGAGAGCUGGGACGCCAACUUUGAGUGUUUCUACGUGCCAAAGUGCCAGAAGGACACCAAUGCCAUGCACCACAUUAUCGUGAACAUCUCAGAGCGCCUGAAGCCGCACCACCAGGUCCUGUGCUACUACGACCCCAGCGACCAGCAGGAGAGUGUCCUCCUGACCCGGCAGUACGGCCACAGUCCCGUCUUCCACUCGCUCUUCUGGCCCUCCUGUAUGCUCACGGGGGGCACCGCCAUCAUCUUCAUGGUCAAACUCACCCAGUACCUCUCCAUUAUGUGCGAGCAGGUUAUCAAGAUCGAAAGGUGAAGCUUGCUGGCGUGGCAGCUGAGAGCGUCAAACAUGGCCGCCAGUCCGGACAGAUGAUGACAUGAAAGGGAUUGUUUCAACCGAAUGACCCUGUGACCUCUUGUAAUGUCGCUCUCUCAGCGCUGAGAGAUUUGGAACAGGUGGCUGGACUGGCUUCUGUUCUGAAACUGACAUCUUGGAAAGCAGAUAAAUGAAUGUUUGACCCCUGUUGCCUGGAAAGCAACUUGCAUGCAUGUUUUCUUACUGAAUAUGUAAGCUUUUUAUAUACAUUUAACAGGCUAUUUGAAAGUUAUUAAAUUAUUCACCAACGCUGAACAUGGGACUUUCACAGAAAGUUGGGUACAAUCCUAAGUGUUGAGUAUUGGUGAGCACUUUAUCUAACACAGAUGACAAUGCCAAGCUACAUUUGUGCUGACGGAGUGAGACAGAGAGUUCAUUCUCCUAAAUUGUCCAAUGUAUUUGCUGAAGAUAACUGUUCACGUCCUACUGUGUCAAAGUUAGAACCCUGUUUCAGUUCCUGUAUGUUCACAAUGAAGAGGGUUAAAGACCAUUGUGGAUAUACUCGAACUAGGUAGAAUAUGCAGAAUCUAAAUGGGGAAAAUGCUGAAUGACACCAUCAACAUAUUUUAGGGGUCAGCUAUAGCUUAUAUUAUUUAUAGUAGAUACCAUUUUAUUGUUCAGUCUGUCAUACAGAACUUGUGUGCUAUGCAGCAACAACAAAAAUCAGUGUCUUGUGUUGCUCUGAUGACAACCCCGGGAAAGCUGCAAAAUCCAUUCUGUUUAUUUUUAAUACAUUUUGCUCUGUAUGCAAUAAAUUGACCUCUCAAAACAUAUACAUGCACUUAUGCCUUCCCAUGGUGAGGCAUAUCAAAAUGAAAUAAAUCCUUUAAUGGUGAAUCAAGUAAUUGUUUACAAAUGAUGCAACUGUAAUAAACCCUACAUUCUUGUUCAGAAAUUCCUUCCUUUGAGGGCAUUUGGCAUAACAGCCUUUGAGCCUUUCCUUGCUUGAGAAAAAUGUCACACCUGGCUUUGCAUUUGUAACGGCGUUCUUCUAUCUCCUCCUCUGACGAAGAGGUAGAAUAAGGAUCGGACCAAAAUGCGGUGUGGUGGUUACUCAUGUUCUUUAAUAAAAGUGAACGAGACAUGAAAUAACUUAUAAUAUACAAAAACCGGAACGAGAAAACCUAUACAGCCUGUCUGGUGAACAACUACACAGAGACAGGAACAAUCACCCACAAAAACACUCACAGAAUAUGGCUGCCUAAAUAUGGCUCCCAAUCAGAGACAACGAUAAUCACCUGACUCUGAUUGAGAACCGCCUCAGGCAGCCAUAGACUAAUUAGACACCCCACAAAACCCCAAGACAAAAAACACACCACAAUAACCCAUGUCACACCCUGGCCUGACCAAAUAAAGAAAGAAAACACAAAAUACUAAGACCAAGGCGUGACAGCAUUAGACUGGCUUUGGAUAGAAAUACACAUUUUAUGGCUGCAUUAAUCACAUCUUGUAUAUAGACUCCCCUUUUUGUUUUUUCCUACUGUGUUAUUGACUUGUUAAUUGUUUACUCCAUGUGUACAUUUACAUUUAAGUCAUUUAGCAGACGCUCUUAUCCAGAGCGACUUACAAAUUGGUAACUCUGUGUUGUCUGUUCACACUGCUAUGCUUUAUCUUGGCUAGGUCGCAGUUGCAAAUGAGAACUUGUUCUCAACUAGCCUACCUGGUUAAAUCAUAAAAAAUAA